Molecule: messenger RNA, 930 nt
Organism: Branchiostoma belcheri (Belcher's lancelet)
Lineage: Eukaryota; Metazoa; Chordata; Leptocardii; Amphioxiformes; Branchiostomatidae
Product: zinc finger CCHC-type and RNA-binding motif-containing protein 1-like
Exons: 8
Coding region: 173-847 (224 amino acids)
Biological process (GO): mRNA splicing, via spliceosome
Cellular component (GO): U12-type spliceosomal complex
Molecular function (GO): RNA binding; zinc ion binding
Source: RefSeq, a predicted model, not a curated record
AACUUGGAAUGUUCCAAAAGGUGAGAGGUCACAAAGAUGGCGUCCAUCGACAACAAAUGUGACACGGUUUCGUCUUUCUAGGAGUAUCGCCAACGGUAGAUCUUUUGUGAUCUAGCCAGAGCCUGGAAGCCACAGUUUGCCUCUUGGAAACACGGUUUGUGUGAUAUUAGACAUGAGCGGCGGGCUGGCCCCCAGUAAGACCACAGUCUACGUGUCCAACCUGCCGUUUGCCCUCACCAACAACGAUCUGCACAAGAUAUUUGAGAAGUAUGGCAAGGUGGUCAAGGUGACAGUUAUGAGAGACAAGGUCACCAGGCAAAGUAAAGGAGUGGCCUUUGUGCUGUUCCUGAAGAGAGAAGAGGCACACGCCUGUGUCCGAGCACUCAGUGGGAAAGUGUUAUUUGGGCGCACCAUCAAAUGCAGCAUGGCCAAAGACAAUGGACGGGCUUCAGAGUUCAUCCGACGGAAAGUCUACAAGGACAAGAGCCAGUGUUACGAGUGUGGGGAAGAAGGCCACUUGAGCUAUGCAUGUCCAAAGAACACUCUGGGUGAAAGAGAACCUCCACCAAAGAAGGAGAGGAAAAGGAAGAAGUCUCAAAUGCCGGAAGAAGAACAGGUGGAGGAGGAAGAGGAGAGUGAUGAGGGGGAGGACCCUGCCCUGGACAGCCUGGGGGCUGCCAUCAGAUAUGAGCAAGCCAAGAUUGAGGAAGAAGAGUACAGAUACAGAGUGGCUACAGGCAGUUACGCUGAGGCCAGCACUUCACAAGCUGAUCAGGACACAAAGAAGAAAAAGUUCAAGAAAGAUGAAUAUUUCAGUGAUGAAGAGGAUAUCAGUGAUCAUGAUUAGAAAUCAUUUUAGAUACGUUUUACCUUCGAUAUUUUGAAUUGACUAUAGCAGGCUGUAUUUUUAAGGAGACAAUUGUUAUUAAG